AUGGCGGAGGGGGGCAGCGGCCGGGGGGCAUUGCAGGGCCGAAUGCUGCCCGCCUCCUCCCCGCCUUCCUCCUCCUCCUCCUUCUCGUUCCCGGCUAGGAAAGUUUCGCCGCCGCCGAACGCCGAAUCGCCGGGUCGGGCGUUCCGCAGCCUGGCCCCAUCGGUUCGUCAGCUUUCCCUUCGCUUCGCCGAGCCGGAGCCAGCACCGGGCCCGGCCCAUGCCGGGACGCCGCCGCCGCCGCCGCCUCCUCCUCCUCCUCCUCUUCCUCCUCCUCUACCGCCUCGGGGGCCGGCGCUGAGCGCGGAGCCGCCGCGCUGGCCCAGCGUCCCGGCGAUGCGCAAACUCUUCGGAGAGAACGGACGGCGCUCCCCGGGAUGCGGAGCCGGGAGCGGCUCCGGACGGGCAUCGCAGCCCCCUCCGCCUCCGCCCCGCAGCCGCGUCCCGCACCCCGCGCUGCGCGCUGCCCGCGGAGCUCCGCCGGGGCCCGGCCCGCAUUCCUGGCAUAGCUCGACCCACCCUCCUCCUCCUCCUCCUUCCUCCUCUUCUUCUUCCUCCUCGUCCCGCAGCCUGGAGGAGCCGCGUCGGGGUGCGGAAGGAGAAGGGCGAAGCGCUCAACGUUUGGCCGAGAGGGACGGAGAGGUGCCGGGCAAAGCGGGCGGCAGGCAGCCGCUGGCCCCCGCCGGUCCCGUGGUUGCCCGCGUGGCCAAGGUGAACCUCCUGCCCUUCGGCAGCCCCGCCGGGAGCCGCUACGCCAGCAGUGAGACGCUGAAGGAAGAGGAGCAGCCAGCGGGCUGCUGGGCGUUGCACGGAGGACGCCGAUCGCCCGCUUUGGGGCCGAACGAUGGGUUGGCGUGGGGGCAGCCCCAAAUCCGAGCCCGGCCCAAGCUGCCUUCGGGCAUGGCCAAGGUGAGGGCGGAUUUGGGGAGCGAUGCUCUACAGCCGGUGGGAGACCGCGCUGAGCACCGCAAGUCUUUAUCCAACCCUGACAUCGCCACCGAGACUUUGACGCUGCUCAGCUUCCUCAAGUCGGACCUGUCGGAGCUGAAGGUGAAGAAAAAAGGGGUGAGGAUCGGCGAGGCCGCAGCCUACGACGUCCCCGCAUCCAACCUUCGGACCCGUGGCUCCGCUCAGCCCUCCGGCCGCUGGGCGCCGGGCGAACGGCCCACGCUGAAGGACCUGACGGCCACGUUGCGCCGCGCCAAGUCCUUCACCUGCUCAGACAAGUCGGGGACGAGGCGGCUCUUCCUGCAGAGCGCCAUGAAGCAGAGCUCCUCCGAGCUCCUCCUGGCCUCUGCUGGCAGCCACGACGGUGGGAGGAUGGGGGAUGAUGAGGACGCGCUGCCCGUGGUCAUCCAGGAUCAGUACAUCCAGGAGGCCAGGCAGGUCUUUGAGAAGAUCAGCAGGAUGGGCUCCCAGCAGGACUAUGGCUUGGCGGCCGAGCAGAAGGACAGCGGAGGUGUGGAUGGAGCUGAGGAGGUGGCAGCGAUGGUGGGGAUGGACGUGGCCCUUCGGGGGCAGCCAGUGGGCACGCAGUGUUUGAAGAAGGUGGAGUUGGAGGAGAAUGUCUCUUGCAGGAAGUCUGUGGAGGAGCUGCUGGGUCACGAGUCAAGCGUGACGGACGAGGGUAUUGUCACUGAGCCAGAGCCAGGGCCCACUGGGGUGGUCUUGGGGGACCUACGCGAGACCUGGCAGCUGCAUGACAACAGUGUCACUGCCACCGAGCCACCUCCAACCCCCGCUCCGGCUGCAGAGGAUGCUCUGGCCUGCAAGGCCCAAGCGCCGUCAGAGACCCCGAGCACACCCAGCAGCUUGCGGCGCCGGCGGAAAUUCCCCUCGGUGGGCAUCAAUGGGGUGGAGAGUGGCAUCGGGGAGGGUCCCGGUGAGCCCUACCGCUCCCUGAGUGACCCCAUGCCCCACCGGCGUUGUCCGGUGACGGAGGACGCGAAGAAUUUCUCCGUUGACAGCAACCUGUUGGGUUCAUUGAGCGCCAAGGGCGGCAUCCCGCAGCCCUCGGCCAUCGCGUUGGCCGGGCACGCGGGCAGCGCAGGCAGCGACCUGUCGCUCUGCAGCGACGGGCUGCGAGAUUACAGCAGCCUCAUCCAGACCAUCGUCAGCCAGCCCGGCGCCAUGGAUAAAGUCAUCGAUGAGAAGGGCAACGGGAAAACCAUCAAGAAGAAAUCUCUGAGCGAUCCCAGCCGCCGCGGAGAGCUGCCGGCGGGUGCCUUUGAGGGACCCGGCGAGGCCAUCAGUGAGCUGGAGGGCAGCAUCCCCCCAUCCAGCAGCGAGCCCAUCCUUUCGGAGCAGAGAGCUGUCCCUGCCUGUCCCCAGGGUGUUGGACACGGCUACGGCUUUGACCCCAAGCUGGCCGAGGUGCUGUCACCACGCGGCGCCCGCCGGAGCUCCAAGAAGCGCAGCGGCCGCGUGUCCCACCAGGAGAACCAGGUGGUGCCCGCCACCAUGGCCAGAGCCCGCCCGGCCACCAAGCACGUGCGGCACACCAGCGAGCCUGCCACCUUCGUCCCCAUCACGGUCCCCGAGCCGCAUGCUGGCCACCAUGCCCAGCACCCCACUUUGGAGGCCGCCCGUCCCCCCGUCAAAUCCUUCCCUGCCCUACAGCCGCCAUCACUGGAGGAUGUCACCAAGCGUUACAUGCUGGCCCUCAACUCCAGUGACACGUCCCCCAGCCCUGGGGAUGGGUCCCGCUCCUCGCCUGUGACACCCACCGCCCCUGAGCCCGCCAGGUGCCCCCGGCAGCCUGACCCCAAGAGCAAGCCCCAGGUGGUAAGUGCCCACUGUGCCCAGAAUUCCGCCGUUCGAUGACAUGCGGGAUGUUUUGUGUCCCCUCUCCACUGCGUGUCUCUCUUUGGGACCAAAGUUUUCUCGUUGACAUGGGGAAAUGCCUGUGGGAUGGCCAAGAGUUGGGUCUGGCCCUUCCUGGAGAGAUGUUGGUCCUGGAGUGGACAGGUUUUUGGAACAGCUCCCCAAGCAGGUGAUUUUGGGGUGGAAACCAAGUGAUCUCUGGGUCAAACAGCACCAAAAGGCCACAUCUCCCAGCAGUGCUCUAUAGGGUCCCCGUAAACGAGUGUGCUCUUGGCCAGCAGUGGGUGAUUUUGUGCCUGAAAUGCUGAGUCAAAAGCUGCAUUUUUGCCUUGGCAGAGGGCUUAAGCUGCCUUUUUCAUUGGUAUUUCUGCCGUUCUGCCCCAUUGAGCAAACCAGUGCUUUCCACCCAAAAAAUGCCUUGCAAUUGCUCUGCAUGGGAACGUGCUGAGCACAGCUUUUUCCCCUAAAACUCUGCAACUUGAGGCUCACUGGUGGCUGGAGCUGAAUUAA
This is a messenger RNA of Lagopus leucura (white-tailed ptarmigan), 3330 nucleotides long. RefSeq names its product rho guanine nucleotide exchange factor 17-like. Gene Ontology annotation, molecular function: guanyl-nucleotide exchange factor activity. The transcript has a single exon. The record is from RefSeq and is a predicted model, not a curated record. NCBI's taxonomy places the organism in Eukaryota, Metazoa, Chordata, Aves, Galliformes, Phasianidae. Bases 1 to 2820 code for a protein of 939 amino acids. Gene Ontology annotation, biological process: actin cytoskeleton organization.